Messenger RNA from Dichotomopilus funicola, 1497 nucleotides. RefSeq lists its product as uncharacterized. The record is from RefSeq and is a predicted model, not a curated record. Lineage: Eukaryota; Fungi; Ascomycota; Sordariomycetes; Sordariales; Chaetomiaceae. The transcript is spliced from 2 exons. Bases 1 to 1497 code for a protein of 498 amino acids.
AUGGCGGCCAUGCAACACGCAACGGCAAACCUCAAUCUACACGCCCCGAGCAGCACCAACCUCGCUCCCAUCCUCACGCUCCCGGUCGAGAUCCUGAUACAAAUCAGCUGCAGCCUUUGCAUUCACUGCCGCCAUCCUCGCGUCGGCGAAAUCUCCGACGACGAGGCGACCGCCGCGGUCCGCGACCAAACCGUACUCGCCAACCUCAGCGCAUCCUCCAGACGCCUACGCGCCGUCGCCCAACCAGUGCUCUUCCACUUCUUCCACCCACUUGAGCGUAACUACAGCGAGGUCCUCCUUCGGCUCUCCCGCUUCGCCUGCACGCUCUACCACCGCGGUGACCUGGCCACAUCGGUCCGGAGCCUGGUCUUCUGGACGCCCGAGUAUUAUGACCGGAAACACGACAUUCGCGAAGCACAAUUGACGCUUAGGAAGGUCUUCGCUGAUAAACCCACCCACAAGCGCGCCGCAGCGGAGCUGGGGCCUUGGUGGGUCAGUCGUUCAUAUAUCUCACUUGACGAGCUGCAGGAGCUCACAAUUGCACUUGCGUCGGGGGUCACCUACGUGUUGCUGCAGCGCAGAUUCCAUGGUUUUGGAAAGACAUGGGCAGACUGGCCGUGUCUGAUGGAGGGCCUCCGGGACGUGGUGCUGGUCGGGUUCCGGAAAUGGUGGCUGCUAGACCCGUGUGGUCACUCAUUCCACAUCAAGCAGGCCCGGGAGUUCCUGCGACACGCGAGGAACCUAGACAGCCUUGUGGCGGCAGAUUGCGGCGCGGACGGGUGUGAGCCAGAUUACCGCUUUGCCCAAGACCCAAGGCCGUGGAAGGCGGCGCCAUGGGACGUCGAGUUACCGCGCCUGAGGAAACUUUCGAUCAGCGGCAACGAUAUCGGGGCUGACGACGUCGAGGCAAUCAUCCGGCAUAGUACGGUGUUUGAGGAUCUGGAAUUUUGCCAGUCGAAAUGGGGACGGUAUAUACUUGACUUGGACAAGCACCUGGGGACCGCCAAGGAGACGCUGAAACGGCUAUGUUAUUCGGCUUUUCCGAUGAAAAGCGGGUUGACGAUACAUAAGCUCGACGGCCCAGCGAUAUAUUUUGCUGGCGAAGUGGAGGCACGUAAAGGAGACAGCUACUUUGACCCGACCGAAAAUCCGCUCGAAGACUUUGAGGCCGGCUUGUCCCUCAAGGAUUUCCGUGCUCUUGAAACGCUGGAGCUGGAACAGCUUAUACUAUACGGGCCCGUGUUUGAGAAGCCCGAGAAUCUGGAGCAUGACCGCAGUCGCAGUUGUGAGGCGGUAACAACGGAUGACUUCCUGGACAAGUUCCCGCCAUCACUAGAUUCGGGAGGGUGCGUCGCUAUGAACACCAUCGGCUUCCGACGCGAUCUCAUCUACGAUUUAAUGAGCGGCCGCCCACAGCAUGGAUGCCAACGACCAGCAGCCGAUUACGCAGCGGUCCUCUUCGAAUCUUACUACGCCAAGGGUUGGAGAAGGCAGUGA